AUGGGGAAGGACAAAGCGGACAAGAAUCCGAGCAAAAGGCUGAGAGAAAAUGGCUCGCAAACGGAUGAAGAUGAUGAACAUGUGGGGGUCGGUGGAGUAAUGUCAGCACGCCUCGAGGAAAUGAACACUAAACUAGAUCAAGUUUUAACAGCGUGUGGUGAAAUUGCACUACUAAAAGAUGAAAUACGCAAGCUGAGAGAUGAAGUAAAGAAUUUAAAACAAUCUUUGCAAUCUGCUGAGGAAGAAAUUGAAAGUCUACAAGAAAGUCAGAAAGAAACUUCUGCACAAGUAAAAGAAAACAAUGAAGACAUUGACUUCUUGUUCGAGGACAUUGGAGCGCUAAGACGCAGAAACAUCAAGUUGGAAGCCUAUACAAGACGUGAGAAUGUAAGAAUUUUCAAUGUCGAGGAAGAAGAGGAUGAAAAUACUGAAGAGCUGGUAAGAAGUGUCUUCGUCGCUAAUUUGAAAAUUCCGGCGGAUAAAGUCAACGAUAUCCGCUUUGAGCGAGUUCACCGAAUCUCCACUAAUAAUUCUAGUCUAAGAGCUCCGUCC
This is a messenger RNA of Porites evermanni, 552 nucleotides long. The record is from the annotation of a GenBank genome assembly. NCBI's taxonomy places the organism in Eukaryota, Metazoa, Cnidaria, Anthozoa, Scleractinia, Poritidae.